UUUCGCUUGGCAAUUGGCCAAAAUCGAAGCAAAAACAAAGAAAGAAAAUUCGUCGAAUAGAUAUCGUGGAACUAAAUUCCUCAGCUAUCUAAAAUGGCCGAUAAUGGAGAUUUGUAUUUUUGUUGGACCAUAGUAGCGGCAGUUAUAGCAGGAUGUCUACAGAUUAUGGCAGCAUCGUAUCAACAUGCAUGUGAUGAGGCGGAAGGUGACAUUGGGAGUUCUGAUGCUUGUGGUGCGGCAGUACAUUUGAACAUUGUCACGGUGGUUCUUUUGAUUAUCAUAGCAGGGUUGCUUUCGGGGGUUCGUUUCUUUGUUACACAAUCGGGUCUCGCCGCCUACCGGAUUCCUCAUCCGGGCCACGAGAACCCCAACAAAAUGAAGAUAUACGCCAUCACGUUCUUGAUAAUUUCUUGGAGCUCUAUGCUAUUCGUUGGGAAUAAAGUUAUACAUUGUUGAUGGAUCGUGUACCAUGAACGCCGCCUAUCGCUAUAUGUUAGUUGGAGGAAUUGUUUGGCUUGUUGAUUGUGUCAUUGUCACUAUGGUAUAUUGCACCAUUUUUAAAUAUUUACUGUGACUGGUUUUCACCAUGCGCGUUGUACGUCUGAUAAAGUUAAUUUCACAUAUUAUCUUUGUUAGUCAAACAAUAUGAUAAUUCUCGUUUGGGACCAUUUCUUCUAUCCAAUUAAGUAUUUUGAUCUUGUUUCUUGUUGGCC
Molecule: messenger RNA, 713 nt
Organism: Cuscuta europaea
Lineage: Eukaryota; Viridiplantae; Streptophyta; Magnoliopsida; Solanales; Convolvulaceae
Source: the annotation of a GenBank genome assembly